CGGCGCGGCGCUGCGUCCUCGGUUUGCGUUUCACGUUUCUUGUGUGGCCUUCGCAGUGGGCCGGAGCGCGUCCCCGCGAGUCAUGGUGACGAAGGCCGUGUGCGUGCUGAAGGGCGACGGCCCGGUGCAGGGUACCAUCCACUUCGAGCAAAAGGAAGAUGGGAUGGUCGUGGUAUCGGGAUCCAUUACAGGAUUGACUGAAGGCUAUCAUGGAUUCCAUGUCCAUCAAUUUGGAGAUAAUACACAAGGCUGUACCAGUGCAGGUCCUCACUUUAAUCCUCUAUCCAAAAAACACGGUGGGCCAGAGGAUGAAGAGAGGCAUGUUGGAGACCUGGGCAAUGUGAAGGCUGACCAAAAUGGUGUGGCCGAAGUGUGUAUUGAAGAUUGUAUAAUCUCACUCUCCGGAGACCAUUCCAUCAUUGGCCGCACAAUGGUGGUCCAUGAAAAACCAGAUGACUUGGGCAGAGGUGGAAAUGAAGAAAGUACAAAGACAGGAAACGCUGGAAGUCGUUUGGCCUGUGGUGUAAUUGGGAUCGCCCAAUAAACAUUCCCUAGGAGGUGGUCUUGAGUCCUAGUAACUCAUAUGUUAUCUUGCUAGUUGUAGAAAUUUAACUAGAUAAACAUUAAACACCGUAACCUUAAAAGUG
Molecule: messenger RNA, 647 nt
Organism: Balaenoptera ricei (Rice's whale)
Lineage: Eukaryota; Metazoa; Chordata; Mammalia; Artiodactyla; Balaenopteridae
Gene: SOD1
Product: superoxide dismutase 1
Exons: 5
Coding region: 83-544 (153 amino acids)
Biological process (GO): removal of superoxide radicals
Cellular component (GO): nucleus; peroxisome; mitochondrion
Molecular function (GO): copper ion binding; superoxide dismutase activity
Source: RefSeq, a predicted model, not a curated record